Molecule: messenger RNA, 3284 nt
Organism: Stegostoma tigrinum
Lineage: Eukaryota; Metazoa; Chordata; Chondrichthyes; Orectolobiformes; Stegostomatidae
Gene: marchf2
Product: membrane-associated ring finger (C3HC4) 2
Exons: 5
Coding region: 180-914 (244 amino acids)
Biological process (GO): protein ubiquitination
Molecular function (GO): ubiquitin-protein transferase activity; zinc ion binding
Source: RefSeq, a predicted model, not a curated record
UUCUCUCUUUUUAAGGACUAGGAUUGUACACUGGGAGCGGUGAUGUUGGCAGAAGAGAUGGGCCCAAUGAACUAUUGAACCGAGCCUGGGGUCGUCGAGACAGCCGUUCCGAAAGUGAUCACCCUGAGGUAAUGCAAGAGGAAUCAAGUGAAUGCGGGAAGCAUUAACUCCUUGUUGCCAUGACAACAGGUGACUGCUGUCAUCUUCCAGGAUCUCUUUGUGAUUGUACUGGCAGUGCCGCCUUUUCUAAGACGGUAACAGCAGCUGAUGCAGGGCGACCUCAGUACAUCGCACAAGUAACAGCAAAAAAUGGACGCCUGUUGUCAACUGUCAUUAAGGCUCUGAGCACUCAAAGCGAUGGGCCAAUUUGCCGGAUAUGUCAUGAGGGCAGCAACAUGGAAGGCUUGCUCUCACCUUGUGAUUGCACUGGAACACUUGGCACAGUUCACAAAACCUGCCUGGAGCGAUGGCUUUCAUCUUCCAACACCAGCUACUGCGAACUUUGUCACACUGAGUUUGUAGUGGAGCGAAGGCCUAGACCUUUGAGAGAGUGGCUCAGAGACCCAGGUCCCAGGAAUGAGAAGAGGACGUUAUUUUGUGACAUGAUUUGCUUUCUUUUCAUCACACCAUUAGCAGCAAUCUCUGGUUGGCUUUGUUUGCGAGGAGCACAGGAUCAUCUACAAUUCAAUAGCCGCCUGGAGGCGGUUGGACUCAUUGCACUCACCGUUGCACUUUUCACCAUCUAUGUCCUGUGGACACUGGUUUCAUUCCGCUAUCACUGCCAGCUCUACUCAGAAUGGCGAAGGACCAACCAAAAGGUGCAAUUGAUGGCUGCAGACUAUAACAGCGCUACUCCACAUUCUCUCCUCUCAUCCAAGCUCAUAAGGAAAGAUUCCAGUGAAACAAUUGUGUGAAUUUAUUGGUAAAUAUCUAUCAAGAAAUGAAAACUCUCAAAAUUCACACUUGUCCCCAAGGUGUGUUAAGUAAUUCCAGCCAGUGUCAGCAAAACAACAGCAAUUUGUUUAUCGGAAUACUUGCAAGAAAGAAACUUCAUUUGCAACAUUCUCAGGAGCCAAUAAAUAUGCAGCCAGCAUUUAAAUGCAGUUCUAAUGAACAGUGGGAUUAAAACAUCAUACUUCCAUUGUACAAAUAGAUGGUGGUUAUUCUCCCAUUCUAAGGUGAAAGCUUAUGGAAUGGUAACAUGGAAUUGAAAUUUGACAAUCAUUUGUGCUAUCCUGUACAAAAUAACAGGGCAAAGAACAAAAGAAUGAGGGGUGUGUGUGUGUGAGUAUGAGAGAGAGAGAAAGAGAUCUGAACCCUCUUUGUUAUAGAGGCAGCAACUAGCCGUAAAUAUAAAGUUUUUGUCCUUAGCAUUGCACAGUAAUCAACUAUUGGAUCGGUCAGCACUAAUUAUGUAAAGACCUGGGAGACCCAUCCCAAUUUUAUUUUUGGUGAAUAUUAUUUUUAAAUAGAGAAGUGGCAAAUCAGACAUCCAAGUCUAAUUGGAAUUCGGAAAGUUUAAAUGUGAACUUACAGGUUUGUGUGGUAUCCUUUUGAAUUUCUAUAGAAGAUAUGAUGGGAAGUACCCUAAUGGCCAGUGUACAUUAUCUAGCACCGAUCUUGAGCAUCACUGAUGCCCAACAACUUUGUCUCAAAGUGACAUAUAAUCACAUUCUAGUAUUGGCGUUGUGACAAUUUUUAUUGGCAAUUAUCUUCUGUCUUUAACAGAUGACACUCCUAGUGUUAAAUACGCUGCAUGUUUUUAAAAAUCAUAUUUUUGCAAUACAGUUAUCAACACUACAAUCAGCUUCCUGUACUUGUGACCACAGUGCAUAGUCAGAGAGCUUGUCAAUGUCACUAAAUGAGAACUUUGAGAUGUAAUUUGUAAUAUUUAAAUAGGGGAGAAUGGUAUUCAAGAAAAGUUAGAGAAAACAAAAGUCGUCAAAGUGAAUAAGUGAAACCAUAGAAGUCAUAAGUCUUUUGAAAUCUAUACCAAACUUCAGCAGUAAAAGAAGUCUGGGUGAACGUUAUUCAAAACACUUAUUAUUUUCGUAGCAAAUAAUUUGACCAAAUUUGGCUUGAAUUAAACUCUAAAUAUAGAAAGAUUUAACCCUGUAUGUGUUUUCUGAAUAAGAUGGGCUUGGAGAAGGUGUUUGCUUCCAAUAUCUGUCUUUCCCUUUUGAAGAUUGACUGACUGCAGUAGAUGGAAGGACUUCUUGCUUUCUAGUCUGUUACAGUCGAUUUCUGUUUCCUGCCUUUCUUUCUAUGGUCACCCAUAAACAUUUAAUAAGUGAAAUAUCAAAAUAAUACUGUACAGUUUGUCAAAAUGUUGAAAGAGGGCUUAUUUUAAUAAAACCCGUUGUUCAGUGUGUUUCCCACCUUUUCAUUGUUUUCAGAAUGUUUGUUUAGUUUUUAUUGCAGAGUUCUUGAUGCACAAUUUAAGGGCUUUGUGCAAUUCCAAUAUGAUGUAAAGUUUAAACUUUAGUUGAGGAAGACGGUAACUUUUAAAAAUUUUGUUUACUUCAGUAUUUCUCCCUCUGAUCAUUUGAUUUUUAAUUUUAAAUUGAUUGUGAUAGAGCAGUGAACACUGUGAUUCUCCAACUGAAAAUUCUCAUUCAUCAUCACUUUUUAUUCUUUUCUUCUUUUGAGGAUAAUCUAUUAUAGGAAACCAGCAUUAUGGUUAAAAAAUAUUGAACAAUAGAAGUGUAUGCUGAGAUUCAGACUAACCUGUAAACAUCACUGUCAUGUAUUCCAGUGCACGAAGCUCCAUUUUCUCAUUAUUUGUGCAAAAAAUGAAAAACUGACACAUUGCAUUCUCUGAUGUAAUUUAUUACCUAAGAAAACGGAACACUAGGUGCAUUCAUGAUUCUGUCGACACUUGCACAAGGAAGAGCAAAACUGAAAUAAAAAGAAAAAAUUUCAAGCUAAAAGAAGGUACAGAGAACAUUAGAAGUACACUUUGCUUUUGUUAGGCUUUCUGCAUUCUGAAUUGUCGAAGUAAUGACAAUUUCAAGAAAACAAAAGCAAAAUCCAAUUUGGCAAGUAGUAAAUUGUAACUAGUGAAUUUGCCUUCAUUAUACAUACAUUUAAUUGGGAGUAUUUCUGUGAGCAGAUUGUUUACAAUUUUGUUCUGCACCUUUUGAAAUUUUUCAUUAGGAAAUUCUACAUAUUGAAAACCAUAUGCUCCCAAGCACAUCAAUUUGGUGCUUAAGAAAAUUGGGAUAAUAAACAUAACACCAAUGUUUUACCUGAGAGAGAUAAUGGGAACUGCAGAUGUUGGAGAA